Molecule: messenger RNA, 1119 nt
Organism: Cavia porcellus (domestic guinea pig)
Lineage: Eukaryota; Metazoa; Chordata; Mammalia; Rodentia; Caviidae
Product: zinc finger protein 709-like
Exons: 3
Biological process (GO): regulation of transcription by RNA polymerase II
Cellular component (GO): nucleus
Molecular function (GO): RNA polymerase II cis-regulatory region sequence-specific DNA binding; DNA-binding transcription factor activity, RNA polymerase II-specific
Source: RefSeq, a predicted model, not a curated record
AGAAUUCACAUUGGAGAGAAACCCUACAUAUGUAAGCAAUGUGGGAAAGCUUUUACCACACGUGCAUAUUGUAAGAUUCAUGAAAGAAUUCACACUGGAGAGAAACCCUAUGUAUGUAAACAAUGUGGGAAAGGUUUCAGCCAAUCUGGAAAUUGUAAGGAACAUGAAAGAAUUCACACUGGAGAGAAACCCUAUGUAUGUAAGCAAUGUGGGAAAACAUUUACCAAACAUAGACAUUGUAAAGAGCAUGAAAGAAUUCACACUGGAGAGAAACCCUACAUAUGUAAGCAAUGUGGGAAAGCUUUUACCCAUCGUGGAAAUUGUAAGAAACAUGAAAGAAUUCACACAGGAGAGAAACCCUAUGUAUGUAAACAAUGUGGGAAAGGUUUCAGCCAAUCUGGAAGUUGUAAGGAACAUGAAAGAAUUCACACUGGAGAGAAACCCUAUGUAUGUAAGCAAUGUGGUAAAACAUUUACCAAACAUAGACAUUGUAAAGAGCAUGAAAGAAUUCACACUGGAGAGAAACCCUACGUAUGUAAGCAAUGUGGGAAAGCUUUUACCACACGUGCAUAUUGUAAGAUACAUGAAAGAAUUCACACUGGAGAGAAACCCUAUGUAUGUAGGCAAUGUGGGAAAGCUUUUAACACGCAUGCAUAUUGUAAAUAUCAUGAAAGAGUUCACACUGGAGAGAAACCCUAUGUAUGUAAGCAAUGUGGGAAAGCUUUUACCAGACGUGAAUAUUGUAAGAUACAUGAAAGAAUUCACACAGGAGAGAAACCCUAUGUAUGUGAGCAAUGUGGAAAAGGUUUCAGCCAACCUGGAAGUUGUAAGGAACAUGAAAGAAUUCACACUGGAGAGAAACCCUAUGUAUGUAAGCAAUGUGGGAAAGCAUUUACCAAACAUGGACAUUGUAAGGAACAUGAAAGAAUUCACAUUGGAGAGAAACCCUAUACAUGUAAGCAAUGUGGGAAAGCUUUUACCACACGUUUUGUAAGCAACAUGAAAAAUUUCACACAGGAGAAAAACCCUAUGUAUGUAAGCAAUGUGGAAAAGUUUUUAAACCACAUGGAGUUUCGGGAUUGGUGCAGAGUGUUUGGCCUAGAUGACGCCACUGAUUAA